CGGCGACGGCAGCGGCUGGCGGUGGCGGUGGCGGCUGAUCACGACACAGUGGUGGCAGCAGCGGACUAUGGUAGCAGCAGCCAACAGCAGUGGUGGCGGCCGGUGGUUGCUUCCGGAAUUCUAACUGCAGCAGAUUAACUGAUUGCAGACAUGGACAUCAAGUAUAAUAGAUGGAAGAACAUUACAGCAGUAAUGUUAGGUACUAUAAACAAUGAGACGUUUUUUAAAGCCCGUAGCGUUUCCGUGGUUCUCGAUGAACUUCGGAAAUGGAAUGAAAAUGCAUAUGUGCCAAAAGUGAUCUCCAUCGGCCCCCGAUACAAUGGGAGACAGGAACUGCUACCCAUGGAAGAGAUAAACUGGCGUUGUAUGUUUCAUCUUUUUAACCGAUCACUGGGAUAUACUAUAAGUCCAGACAAAUAUGUAAAUAAUUGCAUGGAUACAAUUUUGAAGAUGGAUGUAGCAGUUCGUUCAAGCUAUUUGGGAGAAAUAGAACUCGACAGGUACGAUUUGGCUGCAAUUGUGUUUAAUGAUGGUUGUUUUUUGUUAGAGUUUCUCAUCUCUGGAUCAAGCAUAGAUUCAGUAAUACCACCCUUCGGAGGAAGGAUUAGUGCUAUUGGUCCUAACCCGGCACUUGAAAUUGGAAAAAUGGAAGUGGUCAUGAGAGAUCAUACAUUGUUGGAGAACCAGAUACCACUUUUUGUUCUUGGUGUGUUGUUUCAAAAUAUUUUUGAUAAAGGCUUUCAUUAUUUGGUUCAUGAAAUACAUAACCGGGCUUUGUCUCUCUUUGGCUUCCAUGGGGAUUUGAAGUCGGUUGAUUCCAAAUUUGCUCAUUUUCUUGAACUUGCUUCCUGGAACAUUAACAAGGAGUGAGAGGGACUACAGAUGGUGGAUAAUAAAGAAACCCAAUCUGAGUCCAAUCUUGUCAAUAUCAAUGAACAAGUUAAGUAUCAAUGCCUGAAUCUUUGUGCUACUAAGCUCAAAGCCUAUGGGGUUACAAUCAAACCUCCUGCACAAGUUAGCACCUUGAAAUUCGGCAUGAAAUUCAGCGAUGGUACACUAGAAAUUCCGCAGGUGCAUAUUACACGAGCAAUGAAAUCAAAGUGGCUGAAUUUAAUUGCUUGGGAACAUCACAAGAAAUGGAUAAAACCAAAGAGUUAUUCGGAUACCGACAAUGAAAAUCAACACUGGCGCGUAGCUACUUCUUCUGCAUUGCUUAUCAAUGACUUGAUAUGUUGCUCAAGUGAUGUUCAACUUCUCAAAGAUAGUAAAGUUAUUGAAUUGGAUGAUGAUUUGAACAUGAACAAUCGAGAUUUGAUGGUUGUUUUACACUCACUGACUAUGGGAGUAGAUCGUGGCAUAAUUGAUCCCAUAUAUAGCAGCAACUUUGAUGCAUUGCUUCGAUUAUACCUAUUUGCACAAAUGCCUCGACGAUUUCCGCUCGUUAAUAUGUAAACUCCAAUGAGCAUAUCUUGAGUUGGUACGGCAAUGGGAUAUAUUCGGCUGCAAACUGCAACACAAGAAUCCCUAUACUGCUUUGGCAUUACUUUAGCCGAGUUUUUAAUUGGUUUUACACCUUUCGGAAAUUUCUUGGGCAGGGUUACAACUUUGCUGCUACAGCAGUGACUUUACUCACUGUUGUACAAACUGUUUAUGCAAUCCUCAGCUAUCAUUUUCCCAAGUCCUAGGCCCGGUGCUUCUUGCUGAAGCACAAAUUGAAAAGCUCCUUUCUAGAGAAGUUAUUUUGUGUUUGGAUGUAAAUAUAAACCAGUCCUUAUUUAAAUUGAAAGUGUGUGUUUGUAUCACCAUGUAACAUAACAAGUGCUAAAUACCGUGUGCAAUAGAAAAAGUCA
Messenger RNA from Lotus japonicus, 1850 nucleotides. Its product is annotated as UPF0481 protein At3g47200-like. NCBI's taxonomy places the organism in Eukaryota, Viridiplantae, Streptophyta, Magnoliopsida, Fabales, Fabaceae. The record is from RefSeq and is a predicted model, not a curated record. Bases 151 to 870 code for a protein of 239 amino acids. The transcript has 2 exons.